This is a messenger RNA of Bombus pascuorum, 2258 nucleotides long. RefSeq names its product dolichyl pyrophosphate Man9GlcNAc2 alpha-1,3-glucosyltransferase. Gene Ontology annotation, cellular component: endoplasmic reticulum membrane. Gene Ontology annotation, molecular function: dolichyl pyrophosphate Man9GlcNAc2 alpha-1,3-glucosyltransferase activity. Gene Ontology annotation, biological process: protein N-linked glycosylation. The record is from RefSeq and is a predicted model, not a curated record. The coding region runs from base 600 to 2228 and encodes 542 amino acids. The transcript is spliced from 3 exons. Lineage: Eukaryota; Metazoa; Arthropoda; Insecta; Hymenoptera; Apidae.
AAGUCUGCUUGCAAUGAGCAAUGUUCGUAGUUUGAAAAAUAUGUAACUGCAUAGACUUUAAUCUCGUUUUUAUGUCAGUAAAACUGCCUCAUAGAGAAGUUCUGUUAAUAUCGACGUUCCUGCAGUUUUCAAAAUGUUAAAAUCAUUCGAUUAGUCGAAAUACUGAAAAUCAAUUGAUAACAUCAUAUCAAAUUAUGCGAAUGAGUUCAAAAAAUGUACCUUGACGUUCACUUGAACUCAACGAUCAUUCAAACCAAAAAAAGUCAUAUAACCAAAAAAUAAAAGAAGAAGUAUUGUAUUUUAUCAUACAUUUGCUACUUAUGAUUGCAAAGUUUAUCAAAAUAACUAUACUAAUUUUAAAGUAAAUAGAUAUCAAUAAACAUAUAAUAACUUAUCUCCUCGCAUUUGAAAGCGUGGUGAAUUAAAAUCAGGAUUAGAAAUUUAAUUUUAAAUAUGUCAUAUUCUGAGAGUUACAUAAAAGACAAAUUAAUCAAAGAAUUAAACGCUUCACACGUGGUAGCUAAAUGUUAUUUCUGAAAUAUAUUUCUUAAUCAAGAGCAUGUUUGCAAAUAUAAGCUGUUGAAGCUUACUCAACAUAUAUGAUGCAAGAAAAUACACAGAUCUUGUUAAUCUCACUAUUUGCUCUCCUUUUGAGAUGGUGUGUUACAUAUCAUUCCUACAGCGGUGAAGGAAAGCCUCCAAUGUUUGGAGACUAUGAAGCCCAACGGCAUUGGCAAGAAAUAACGUUAAAUGUGCCAAUUGAGAAAUGGUACAUAAAUACAACAAAUAAUAAUUUACAGUAUUGGGGAUUAGACUAUCCACCAUUAACGGCUUAUCAUAGUUUAGUGAUGGGCUAUGUUGCCAAUAUGAUUAAUUCUUCUUACAUAAAGUUGCACGAAUCUAGAGGUUUCUCAUCUGAAAGUCAUAAAUAUUUUAUGAGAAUCAGUGUUAUUUGUGUAGAUAUUUUGAUUUAUAUUCCAUCAAUAAUAUAUUUUAUAUUAACUAAUCAAGUAUCUGAAAACUUUGAAAAAGUAGAAAUGUCUAUAUUUGGUCUGAAAAGAAAACAUAUUAAUCUUUUGCUUAUAUUAAUAUAUCCGGGUUUAAUAUUAAUAGAUCAUGGACAUUUUCAAUAUAAUUCGUUUUCAUUAGGACUGUUCAUUAGUGCUGUUACAGCUAUACUUCAAAAUUCGUUUAUUAUUGGGUCGAUCUUAUUUGUUGCAGCACUAAACUAUAAGCAAAUGGAACUUUAUCACGCAUUGCCAAUUUUCUUUUACAUACUUGGAAAAUAUUCACCUAUGAAAAAACGGUUUAGGUUGUUUAAUUUAGUAAUGAUCUUCUGUAUAUCAAUUACAGUACUUUCUACAUUUUUUAUCAUAUGGUUACCUUUCAUUAAAAGUUGGGAAACGUUUGUAAGUGUUGUUCUUCGAUUAUUUCCAGUUUCUAGAGGUGUAUUCGAAGAUAAAGUUGCUAAUAUUUGGUGCACAAUCAAUGUAAUUUUUAAAUUACGUAAUAAUUUUGCAAACAAGGAAUUAGCCAAAAUUUGUUUAAUGUUAACUACAUUUGCAGUUUCACCGAGUUGCAUAAAUCUAUACUUAAAUCCACAGAAAGAGAAGUUUGUUAUUUCUCUUAUUAACUGUGCAUUAGCAUUUUUCCUGUUUUCGUUUCAAGUUCAUGAAAAAUCAAUUCUACUUGUUGCAAUUCCAGUUUUAUUGUAUUUUCAAAGCAAUUUAUUUCCUUGUUUUUGGUUUUUAAUAAUUUCACACUUUAGUAUGUUACCAUUAUUUAUAAAAGAUGGUUUGUACAUGGUAUAUUGGUCUACAUUAAUCUUUUAUUUCAUUUUUGUUUUAUGGGCAUAUUCUGAUGUGUUCGAUUACAGCGAAUUGUUGAGUAAUAUUAACUUAAAAAAGAAUGUGCUUAUAACCAAUCAAAUUAAAGCAAAGCUAAAAAACAAUGAGAAUAAAUCAAUAUUUAUCAAAUUAAAAAGAGAUAUGAUACGUUAUAAGAAUAUUUUUGUUGUUGUAAGUUCUACUCUAUCUUUUUGGAAAAUAAUUCUGUUUUAUUGUUCGAUUCUAGGAAUAAUAAUGCUUUCUCUUAUUAGUGGUUUUUUGAAACCUCCAAAGAGGUAUCCAGAUCUUUUUGCAUUAUUAGUUUCUGUCUAUUCCUGUGGACACUUUAUUGCUUUCUAUUUAUACUUUAAUUACAAACAAUUUGUAUGUGAAAAAUAUUAAAAAUUGAAAUAAAUCAGAAAAACAACUUAA